GCCUCUGACAUCACCCUCAAUAUGUCUUAUUCCACUGUAGGGUGACACUGAUAGAGCAGCACAAGGGUGCUGGCUUCCACUCACUACCUUGUCAAUAGAGACGGUGGGGUGAGUCUGCCCGUGGACCUUUUCAGACGUGGUAUCUCAGUGCAUUGCUCAUGCUCAAGUGAGGUUACAAGUCAACAGUGGCUCAAAGUGUUUGAAGAGCCAUUAGGGAAGGUUAUAUUCCCUUUUCCCUCUUCCUCAAACCUAUCCUGUGACCUCCGGAUCCUGCACUUCAUGAGGUCAACUGUGCUGGUAGAAGAUCAGCAGGGCAAACCUCAUCUUUCACAGAGUCGAAGUGAACUGCUCAGCUGCACCAGAGUUCAGCCAGAUGUAGUUACAACAACUCCUCUGCCUCCCUCCCUGCUCCUGUCAGCGCAGCCCACGGUGAAACCCAAGACUCCACUGCUGUAACUCUGCCCGCGGAGCCUGGCUGCUGCCCUGGUCGUGUGGUCUCCUCCAUCUGUCUCCUUGGGAUCAUCAAUGCAUCCUGCUUUCCGCAUCUGGGAUUAGCUUGUGCUGUGGGCCACUGGUUGCAGAGAAGGGUUGGUUAAAGGAGACAGAGAAAAGGAGCCCACAGGAAGGAGUUUCUGCUGUCAGAGGGGUGAGCAUGGCCAGCAACUCCAGUGCACUGCCCCGGGUGACUUUCCAGACACCAGAGAAGCCUGAGGAGGAAUCAUCACACAGGAAACUGGGCAAGUUAACCAUCAAGUACAACCGCAAAGACCUGCAGCGCUGGCUGGAUCUAGAGGAAUGGAUCAACACCCAACUGCAGGAGCUGUACCAGUGCCGGCUAAGAGAGGAGACAGAGGCAGCAGCUCCUGAGCCACAAAUUGAUCUUGAAGAUCUGCUGGAGGUCCCUAAUGAAGAACAGAAAUUAAAACUACAGGAAAUCCUCCAUGAGUGCUCCAACCCAACAGAGGACUUCAUUACAGAACUGCUCAGUCGAUUGAAAGGUCUCCGGAGAGUCACCAAUCCUCAGAAGAAAUGACCUUGCCCCCGUGGAACACCCAGCUUUGGUCACAAGGGAAUAUGUAUCUUCCCCACAAAACCCAGGAUCAGCAACAUCACUUCAGAAUAUGUUUAAGACUUACUGUUAUUGAGGAAACAUCACCAAGUUUGUGAACUUCAUACCAGUGGUUUGAAGUCUCAGCUCAUCCCAGAUCUACGCAUACAGCAGGGAGCUAGACUGUACAUAUUCCUGAUUCUUAAAGGGCAUGUUAACCUGGGGAACAGGCCAAGAUGUCCCUCCUUUAGUUUCUUCUAGGAAUUUCCAUGCUGGCUGAGAAGCACUGAAUACAGUUCUCAGGAGCUCAUCAAGACUUCUUUCUUUCCGUCCACUGCAAGGAAAACAAGGCAUUGGUUAUCACUCAUUCAUCAACAUGGAAAAUCAGUUACUGUUAAGCUGUACCCUGUUUCAGUCUGACUGGGACCCAGCUGUGAUCUCCUGCCUGUUACUGCUGUACCUGACUGUACAGCAUUGCACGUACUUUGUAGGUCUUAUUAAGCCUCUGUUAUCCCCGAUGGUUGGACAGAAAAUACAUGGUAGGAUGGAAGGAAAAUGUGUGCACCUGAUCUACUUAAGGGGAAACAACUGCUAAGGUUAAUAGAAGAGACUGUUUUUCCUUUUUGUGGAAUUUAGGACUUGCUUCUUUAGAAGACACAUUUAAACUAUUAAGAUCUGGGAAUGAUUUUUGUCAUCAUUUAGAAAUGGAAAAAUGCUUAUUUUGUAUAUUAAACCAGAGAA
Molecule: messenger RNA, 1789 nt
Organism: Melopsittacus undulatus (budgerigar)
Lineage: Eukaryota; Metazoa; Chordata; Aves; Psittaciformes; Psittaculidae
Gene: PPP1R14D
Product: protein phosphatase 1 regulatory inhibitor subunit 14D
Exons: 5
Coding region: 653-1033 (126 amino acids)
Biological process (GO): regulation of phosphorylation
Cellular component (GO): cytoplasm
Molecular function (GO): protein serine/threonine phosphatase inhibitor activity
Source: RefSeq, a predicted model, not a curated record